AUGGCCGCCAAGCAGGCUGGAAAGACCGGCAAUGUAAACCAAGGAUCACAAAAUGCUGCCGCCGCACCAGCUCGCAUCGGUGCGCAGAACCCUGCGCUAUUACAAGCUCAGGAGUCGCCGAGCGCUGCAAAGGCAAAGCGCCGUUCCAUACGUGGUUCCCUUUUCCCCAUUGCCGGUGCGUCGCUGUACGCAGAAGCACGUGGACCCAAUGCCUCCCCAGUGGUCGUCGCGCAGCCGAAGACAAAAGCUGCAGCAGCUGGAGCUGCGGAGACGGCUGCUAGAGGGCGUUGGCUCGAACAACCGGAUCCUACUGCAGCACGCAAGAAAAAAUGUAGUAGUCAUUCUCCAGCUAUCGUCGCGAUACCAAUUGCAUCGCUGAGCCCGCUUAGCCCGCUGGGUCCGGAGAUCAUCGCAACGCCGUCGCUGAUGCACGGACCACUAGUGAUUCGGACGAAGAAAGAACAGGACAAGCGAGAGGCGCGUCGGCCGCCCGUCGCUGCGAGCCAUCGGCGGUGUCCCAGCGAAGUAGCUGCGCCUCUUAUACCGGCAGUCCAGCAGUCUGUGCGAAUGUGUGCGCCGGACGACCUACGCGCUAUGAGGCAACAGUUUCCGCCACGGUUGUCGUCGAUAUGCUUGCGACCUAUGACCAUCGGUCCCGGUGGGACGCCCGAGCUUGUAGCCUUCCCGUCCAGCUGGCACCGUCGGCAGUCGCGCCUCACACCUGGAGCGGAGUUCGCAGGUGACGCCGCGCGAGGCGCUUCCAAUGACGGGCGUCGAGCGUCGUCGCCGAAAGAAGUUUACCCGGUUAUGGAUGCAGCGGAGGACGAAACCCCGAGAAGUUGUCCCAGCACGCCCCAAGUGACGCCGCCCGAGAAAGAGGACCAGCAGUGCGGCUGGUUCCGGUUCCGACCGUCUUUCCUGCACGGAUUCCGUACUCCUGGCUGGGUUCUCCUUAGCCUUUGCUCGAUCGAGUUCACCCAGAGUUUCGUCAACAGUGGCGUGUUCAACGUGGUGCUGCCCACCAUAGAGCGGCGCUUCAAUCUGAGCAGCUUCGAGACCGGCAUGCUGCUGAGCGCGUUCAGUGUGGUCAACUGCCUGUUCAUCGUGCCCGUGGCAUUCCUUGGCAGCACUCGAAACAAGCCGGUCAUUAUAGCCUCCGGCAUGGCCAUCAUGUCGGCCGGAUCGUUUUUGUUCUUCCUGACCUACGCGAUCGAGCCGUCCUAUGCUUACGGCACCGAACUGCCAGACCUGUGCUACGCGACGCCGCCUCCCUUGAACCAGACGGUGGAAGCGUGCGGCAAGGAGACGAUUCGCGAUGCCCGCUUCCUGCUCAUCCUCGGCAGCAUGCUCCAGGGCGCUGGCGUCACGCCGCUUCACACGCUUGGCAUGUCCUUCCUGGACGAGAAUUUGCCCGCCAGGCUCACCUCCCUCUUCGUCGGAACGUACAGUGCCAUGGCCGUGCUGGGACCAGCCUUUGGAUUUCUCAUUGCCGGAUAUUUUCUUUCUGUGUUCGUCGAUUUCAAGGACGUGAGCCACCUCGGCCUGACAACUGAAAGUUCGGUGUGGAUCGGUGCCUGGUGGGUUGGAUUCUUGGUCGCGGCCGUGAUGGGCGGUAUCGUCAGCAUACCGAUGGCCGCAUUUCCAAAACACCUGCCAUCGUACUACCAAUGUCAGAUGGUGCGCCGACUGUACUCCAACAAGAGCACCAAUCAGAGCACCUAUGGCCAGUGCGUGAACGAGCUGCCGCGCUCCAUCCUGGCGAUCCUCAUGAACGUUCCCUUCGUCUUGAUCACCCUGGCGUCGGUCACCGAAGCAAUGGUCGGCACGGCCGUUAGUGCCUUUUCGGUGAAGUUCUUCGAGGCCGAAUUCGCUAUGACACCUUCCAGAACGGCCGCUGCUCUGGGCAGCAUACUGAUUCCGGCCGGCGUAGGCGGUACAUUGAUAGGAGGCGGACUGGUAUCCAAGCUGGACUUGACCGUUCGCGCCAUGUUGAAGAUGUGCUGUGCCACGAGCAUCAUCCCGUGGCUCUGCAUGUGGAUAUUCAUUCUGCACUGUCCGAACCCGCAGUUCUUCCACGGGACAAUUGGGAGCAGCAACCGCAGCGUGGACUUCAUCAGCGAGUGCAACGAGAACUGCCACUGCGAGGCGACAAUGCUGGACCCCAUAUGCUCGGUCGAGAACGUGGUCUACGCGUCGCCUUGCUUCGCCGGCUGCGUCACGAAAGAGGUCAUGCCGCACCCAGACGACCCAUCCUGGGAUCUCCAAGUGUACAAGAACUGUUCUUGCGUGCCGACCCCGCUUGGAGCUCCAAUGAAUGCAACCUUCUACGAUUUCGAUGCGACGCGUCAGAAGUGCUCGACCAACUGCAACCUCAUGGUUUACUACAUGGUCGUCAUAUUCAUCUGCGUCUUUUUCAGUUUCUUCAGCGCAGCUCCUAUCAUCACCAUCAUGAUGCGCUGCGUCGAGGAAAAGGAGCGAGCUGUGGGACUCGCUGUCAAGUGGGUCAGCGUCCGCCUCCUCGGCAACAUACCGGCUCCGCUGUUGCUGGGCUCCGUGAUCGACCGCAGCUGCCUGCUGUGGCAGGAGGUGUGCCAAGAACGCGGCGCCUGCCUCCUCUACAACAACGAGUACCUGGCGCUCAGUAUGCUCGAGUUCCUGGUGCCGGUCAAGACCGGCUCCAUUAUACUAUUCUGCGCCGCCCUCAUUACAAUGUCCGACGAAGAAUAAAUCGAAU
This is a messenger RNA of Rhipicephalus sanguineus (brown dog tick), 2734 nucleotides long. RefSeq names its product solute carrier organic anion transporter family member 4A1. Gene Ontology annotation, cellular component: membrane. Gene Ontology annotation, biological process: sodium-independent organic anion transport; transmembrane transport. The record is from RefSeq and is a predicted model, not a curated record. The transcript has 11 exons. The coding region runs from base 1 to 2727 and encodes 908 amino acids. Lineage: Eukaryota; Metazoa; Arthropoda; Arachnida; Ixodida; Ixodidae. Gene Ontology annotation, molecular function: protein binding.